Mytilus californianus (California mussel) is the source of this 2350-nucleotide messenger RNA. RefSeq lists its product as uncharacterized. The coding region runs from base 96 to 1769 and encodes 557 amino acids. NCBI's taxonomy places the organism in Eukaryota, Metazoa, Mollusca, Bivalvia, Mytilida, Mytilidae. Gene Ontology annotation, molecular function: zinc ion binding; protein binding. The transcript is spliced from 2 exons. The record is from RefSeq and is a predicted model, not a curated record.
UCUAAAUAUAUCCGUGCAUUUCAACCAGGUAGACAACAGUUUAUAUAUCUACAGCCCAAAGUAUCUUUGCAGAAAAUCUUAAUAUACAUAGAAGGAUGGCAUCUAAGGUGUUGAUAUGUGACCCAUGUUCUAGACUGAAUAAAUCCUCUAACGCCAUGAAGUUUUGUACGGAUUGCGACGAUGCGCUAUGUACAGACUGUACUACUGUUCACAGUGCUCUGAAGAUUACUAUUUCGCAUAAUGUGGUUGAUGCGACUGCUUUAAUUGGUCGUACAUUCAAUUUACAAAAAUACUGCAACGAUCAUCAAGAUAUGCCUUUAGAGUUUUUCUGUUCAGAUCAUGAUUGCUUACUGUGUCGAUCAUGUAUGGCUAAUACCCAUCGUACUUGUGGUAAGAUUCUACCAAUAGAUGUCGCGGCAAAAGGGAUAAAGUCUUCAGUCAUGUUUGAUGAUAUUAGUAAGGAUAUUUAUGCUUUACGGAAAUCGGCAAAGGAACUGGUUGAGGACAGACAGAAGAACAAGAAACGAGUCCAACAGACCAAAAAAUUGACACAACAAAAGAUAACAAAGUUCAGAAAUGAUAUCAAUAAGCAUCUCGACCAAUUGGAAAAGAAACUUUACUCUGAUGUGGAUACUAUGGAGAGAAAACUUGACGAAAAAGCGUCCACAGAUCUGUCUGAAUCGAAAACAACAGAAAAAGAUAUAGAAGAUAUAUGGGAACAAAUCAAUUUUCUUAACAAACACGGUUCCGAAAGUCAGUUGCUUAUCCUGCUUAAUGCAGUAAGGACGAAAAUUACCAAACAAUCCACAAACCUUCAGGAGCUUAUUUUGUCCCACGAAAUGAAUGGCUUAGAUUUUGAAAAGGUAGAUUUGACAUCUGCCAUAAAUUCCAUUGGAUUAGUUAAGCAUACGUCUUCUCCAUGUUCCGUGUCAUACCAGCUUCCUAAACAUGUACAAGCACAAAUACAACAAACACAUGGGAAUGUACCAACAAAGUUCGAGUUUGAAAAGAAAAUUAACAUACCCUCUGGUCGAAUCACAUGUAUAGCUGUUACUGACGACAAUAGAUUACUUCUGUGUAAUGACGUUCACUUAAAAAAUAAUUUAAUGGCAUACAAGGAGACCGGUACUCUGGUUCAAACGUGCACUAUUUCCAGUAGGAUAUUUGGUAUAGCUAUAAUACCACACACAGAAGAAGCAGUUGUUAGUUUGGCUGAUGUCAAGAUUGUUCAGUUUGUCAAUAUAGUAAGCCUGAUGCCUGGUAGACAACUUCGAGUUAUUAUUGAGGACAGUUCCAUGUAUGGUAUUGCAGUAGUUCGUGAUUCAAUAAUUGUCGGUGGCAGUUCUGGUAAUGUGUAUGUCAUUGAGAAAAUGAAAGGGAAAUGUCUUAAAACGAUUAAAAUCGGUACAGGUAAUAUAUCUUCACUCGUGCCAUUUGUAAGCGCUAAAGAUGAAGUGCUAUUCUGCUGUGAAUAUAACGGUAACAAGAAAGUGCAUAGUAUGAAACUGGAUGGAACUUUAAUUUCCAGUUGUGAACUAGGAAAUGCAAUAGGAAUGACAUUAGAUUCAAAAAGAAAUGUUUACGUCGCAAGUUCCGACUCUGAUGAAUUAUAUCGCCUAUCAUCAGAUUGGGACGUUGAUGAUAUCCUGUUAAUGAAAUCAGAUAGACUUGAUAAACCAAUGGGUGUUGCUUUCAACAGGACAUAUAGUAAGCUGUACAUUUCAAACUGUGGGUUCGAUAAAAGUCUUCUGGUUUUCAAUUGUAAAUGAGACAGAUUACAAGAAAAAAAGAAUGUCAUAUUUGAAAAAUAACAAUUAUAUUAACAUUUCUUAUAGUUAGCUAUAAACAAAAAAAAUGUUAGACGAAAAAAAAAAAGGUCGAAAUAAAUUUUAGAAACAUGAAAUCCAGCGAAUAACUCUUUCAGUUUUCAAGCUAGAACUUUUUCUUAUCAUGUAGGCGGUUUAUUCAUAUUGUAGCAUUUCCUUCCUUAUAUCUGUUCUAAAUAUCAAAAUAAUUUUGUGAUGACGCAUGUUGUCAUUCAUCAAAGACUUAAAGUUUUUGUCUAUGGUACGCGCUUUAUUUUUAUAGUAACAGUCCCAUUGUUUGGAUUUUAAACUAAUACAAUUAGUCUUCUUUUUCCAAACUACAGCCGUGCAUAUUAUCAGGAUUUGGAUAUUUGCCAGUGUCGACAAUUGACAAGAUGGUGAACUUUGUCGUUUCGUUCUGCAAUUACGUAUGUGUAGGGUACACGGUUUGUCCGACUAACUCAUCUUACAAUUUUUAGGCUACAACUCAUAUAAUUAUGCAGACUCUUUGUACAUUAAGUAUGCUAUUAAAUGGUAGUAUGUUA